Messenger RNA from Entamoeba invadens IP1, 2916 nucleotides. RefSeq lists its product as hypothetical. The record is from RefSeq and is a predicted model, not a curated record. The coding region runs from base 1 to 2916 and encodes 971 amino acids. The transcript is spliced from 2 exons. NCBI's taxonomy places the organism in Eukaryota, Evosea, Mastigamoebida, Endamoebidae.
AUGACUGACGCAAUGCGCACGAAGAAACAAGAAGGGUUAGCCCUCGCAGAUGAUACGAAAGCGUUUAUAGACAACCCGAAAGACGAGUUAUUUAUUCGAUUUCGGAAGGCGAUUGAUUACUAUGAUUUAUAUCGUUCCUUCUCAUUAUAUUUCUUUAAAGAUAAGACGCUGGACAAGUUCAAUAAGAAGAAGGAAAUUCUUCAGAAGAACAAAGAUUUCAACACGGCUUAUGUUGACUUUAGUGAUCGGUAUUCAGCAUUGCGGGACGUCUAUAUCCAAGUCAAGCCAGAAGAUGCUGAGAGUCCAGAGAAGUCUAUAACAAGUCCUGAGACGCAAGAGAAGUUUAUUAGUGAUUUAAAGGGGUGUGCCCCCAUCUUAAAUGCGAUGAUGAUACGUGGAAGUACUUUAAUGAAAGACAUCUCAAACUCUUAUGGGGAGACGCCCGACGCGACGAUUUAUAAGAACUUCUCUGCGAUCUUUGAGAUGUUCUUAUUAAAGGAAUUAGAGAGGGAAUACCCUCACAAGACUAUUAAUACUACAGAGAAGCUUAUAGAGAAGCUCUUUAAAUAUCAGAAGCGCGUCUUGACGAACACUAAAGAGCUUAAUUUGUAUUGGAAUAAGUUCUUUAGUACUUACGAGGAGGUAGCUGAGCGUGUGAAUGGUGUUCUAUUAGAUCGGAUUAAGUUAAAAUACGACAACAUUAAACGCGUUGAAAUGGUCAUGGGACAAUGUUUGAAAAUGACUCAAGACCAAAUCGACCCGAUUACCGUCUUACCGUUCACAUUAAAUGAACCCCAAUUACUCUCCACAGUGAAAACACUUGAAAUGUAUAUGUUACAGCAACGCGAUGCAAUCACUCUACUUGCGUCGACGUACCCGGAGCUCUUCAUAUUAAAGUGCUUUAAAGAGACGCGCGACAACACUAUACGAGAAAAGAAUGAAACUUUGAUGAAAGAUAUGAUGGAGGGGUAUACCGCCUUUACAGCUGCUUGUAAGUCCCCGGAGAACGAGAAAUACAAAUUUCUGUUUGAUCCGACGAACGUCGAUAAUUACAAGACGCGGCAACGGGCGGAAAAGUUCUCAGUCUUUCUUGGGCUUCGGCUACUGAAAACGGAGGACGUGCUGACGGAAGCCUUUGUGAAUGACUUCUGUUCAUAUUUGCAUUACACGUACAUGUCUUUUGUUAAAGACAAUAAGGACAACUUGAUCACCAAUUUGGAGCACACGAAUAAAACGGUGAUUGCGGGGGGGAUGUUACACCCCCAAUCUUCAGUAGCUGAGUAUUUUAUGAUGAUUCGCGAGAUCAUUUAUAAACCGCUGUUCAAGGCAUCGACGUUGUUCUUGACGAAAAAGAAGGACCUUGAAAAUGGGAUAGUGGGGAAUUCGUUAUUUGUGGUGAAUGGAUUUAUAGAGGAAGACACGAAGCGGAUGAUCGAGUUUAUGUUGGGGCCGUUCACCCGAGACGAAGGAUUUAAAAAGCGAGUAGAGCAGAAGACCAAUUUAGAGGUGGAGAAGUACAAAAAGGCGAAUGAAGCGAAAUUUUUUAUAUAUAAAGUGCGGCAGAAUAUCAAAAAUUGUGUGGAGGCGAACAUCACGGCGGACUAUCAUAAAAUCAUUACACAGCAAGUGAAUAGGAAGUACAAUGUGAAGAAAAGAACGGAGUCGACGUUACUUGGGAAUAUGACGAUUAAUAAAAAGAAAGUGCGUGGCGUCUGCUUUUCGACGAAAGACACGAUGAAGAAGUUGUAUGUGAAGGACUACGAGAUGCAGUGGAAUAAGUUGCAUGAACUGCAUGAGAUGAAUGAGCCAGACAAAAAAGGGGAGAAAAGUGACUUUGAAGUGAUUACCUCAGCAGACCAAGUCCUUCCAAAGCCGAAAAAAGAGGAAGAAGAAGAGAGCAGUGAUGACAGUGAGAGUCAAGGAGGGACUUCUUGUUCAAGAUGUGUACAUAAUAGUAAUGUGUUGGUAAAUCAAAAGAAUACAACUUCGAGUUCUGAAGCAACUGAAACGGACGAACCGUCGAGUGUGUUAAGUAGUGUCAACACAAGUGCGUCGUCUUCUUUCAAUUUUGGGAAUUCAAGUUGCCGCGUCUUAGGGCAAGGCCCGACGUUGGCACAGUUUGGCGCCACUCAAAAUGCUGGCGGAGAGAACGAAACUAUACUUAAUAGUAAUAAUACUAUUGAGUUAGUUGUCCGCAUAGUCGAGCCUUAUAUCGGCAAGUAUCAGCCGAAACACCCUCAAAAUGUCCCAUAUUUUUCACCGGUAUAUUUAGAUGAGAACAAAGAGGAGGAAUUGAGUGCCGAUUUAAUACAAUAUUUGACGUGGAAACUUGAAGGAGAGAAGUCUGAAUAUAAGGAGAUAGGGAUAGCGGAGAUCGACGAGUAUUAUAAAGGAGUUUAUGACAAAGCCGUUGCAAGUGCGGAGGAGAAUAUGACGGAGGAAGCAAAGGAAGCGAUUAAAGUUCUCAUUCGAAUGGUCAAGGAAGGGAAGGAAACGGUCGAGAAGGAACUUGUGGAGAAGCAAAAGCAGAUGGAGGAGGAGCGUGUCAAACAUAUUAAAGCAGAGAAGGUUGAAAACGCUAAACGGAAAUUGGAGUACAUGAAGAUGGCAAUGAAUAAGGACCCAAGAUUUAGAAAGGAAGUCCAGGAGAUGCCAAAUACCUACAUCAAAGAAUCACCAAAACCAAAGACUAGAGCAAGACAAAGUGUCCAACCAAAGGUCGAACAAGUCCCUGUACCUGUCUUGGAACAUUCAAAUAGUGACGGGAAGAAUAUCGAGGGGUAUGCUAUCGACAGGAAAAAAGAUGAAAAAAGUCGACAAACAGCAGAAAAUUGUGAUACACAAACAGAAAUGAAAGUCGAGAAGAAACAAGAGAAGAAAGCAACUACGGGAUUGGCUAUGGAACAAAAGAUUUGA